This is a messenger RNA of Artibeus jamaicensis (Jamaican fruit-eating bat), 2552 nucleotides long. RefSeq names its product isthmin 2 (gene ISM2). Lineage: Eukaryota; Metazoa; Chordata; Mammalia; Chiroptera; Phyllostomidae. The record is from RefSeq and is a predicted model, not a curated record. Bases 75 to 1406 code for a protein of 443 amino acids. The transcript is spliced from 5 exons.
ACUUCCCGCCCCUGAAGGAGGCGAAGCCCGGACCCAAUAAGCCACCCGGACUCGAGUGGCUUCGGCGGGACAGGAUGCCUCGGCUCCCUGGCAGAGCGCGGCUCCUCUUCGGCGUGGUGCUGCUGACCGCGCUGCUGGAGGAGGGGCGGGGGCUCCCCAUGAAGCCCUGGGGUCCCUGGCUCGGGCCUCGGAGCCACGCGAGGCUGGCGGAGGUCUCAGCCUCCCCAGAUCCCAGCCCUCCUGGGGAAGAGGAGCAGACGCCACCGUUCCCAGGAACCCGCCUCCAGGCAGGGCCACACGCAGCCCUGAGCCCGGCAGGGGUGACCUCUGCUGGGACCCAGGAGGACACUCCCUUGCUGCUGGAGCUGCCAGGAUUGGCCAACACAGACUUGAGUACCCCAAAUCCCAAUAUCCAGGUGACCAUCGAGGUGGUGGAGGACCCCCAGGCCCAGGUGGAGAUGGACCUGUUGGCUGAGCCAAGCGGUCAUGGGCUCCAGGGCGCCCCCAGCUGGCAGCCUACCAAGGAGCUCUUCUGGCCCCUCUUCUGGGGCUACACGGAGGGUGAGGAGGGGGGGUCCAGUCUCAAGGGCAGCGUCCCAGGGGACGAGGAGGACUACCCUUCAGAGUACAUCGAGGAGGAGGAGGAGGACUACCCUCCAGCGUACAGAGAAAGUGAGGCCCAGGAGAGCAAUGACAAGGCAGGUGACGACAAGGAGAAGGCUGGGUUCAGUGGGGCCGCAGGCGGCCGGGAGCAAGGCUGGCUAGCCCCCAGGGACUGGGACUUCAAGCUGCUGGACAGCUACGGCGCCAAGGCCGAGGAGCCCUUGGGCUUCCGCAGUGAGGAGGGGCAUCCCCUGAUCUACAAUGCCACGGACAUGCUUGGCCAAGAUGUGGACAGCUGUGAGAAGUGGCUGAACUGCAGGAGCGACUUCCUUGCCCAGUACCUGAGCCAGGUGCUGCGGGACCUGCCCAGCUGCCCAUGCACAUACCCCCCAGAGGCUGCAGACAAGGCCGUGAGCCUGCAGGACGAGCACCAGGGCCGCAGCUUCCAGUGGAAGGACGCCAGUGGCGCAAGAGAACGCCUGGACGUGUACCAGCCCACGGCUCGCCUCUGCCUGCGCUCCCUGCUGUCCAGGGACCGCAGCACCCCGGCCGCCCAGCACUGCUGCUAUGACGCAGGCAGCCGGCUGCUGACCCGCGGCAAGGGCGCCGGCACGCCGGAGCUCGUCAGCACUGACUUCUCGCCUGAGCUGCACUUCAGGGUGGACAAGCAGCCCUGGAUCCUGUGUAAAGGGGACUGGAGCCGCUACCAUGUUGCACGGCCCCCCAACAAUGGCCGAGCCUGCGCUGACAACCCUCCCGAGGAGGAGUUCCUGGCCCAGCUGCAGGAGGCCAAGGAGUACUGAGGAGGGGGCCGCUGGCUGGGGUGCUUUCCUGGCGGCCCCUCGGCCUGUGAACCCAGGCAGGUCAGCACCUGGGUUGGGUUGGAGAGAAGGUUGAGGGGUGCACAGGCCCCAGGCUGUGGGGCGGGAGCCCAGCCCCAAGGCCCAGGAGUACAGUGGGGAUAUCUGUCUGUGGGGCCUCCCUCUCCUGCCUGCGAGGAGACGCUCUCCCUGCCUGGCCACUCAUGCCUCUGCCCUCCCUGUAGCUGGGCUCCCCUGCCCUGGGUGUGCACAGUGCUGUGAGCCAGGCCCUCAGGCUGCCACACACGGCCUGUCUCCAGGGCCUGUGGUGACUCGCUCAGACCCCCAGCCCUGAGAGCCAGCCCUUCACCGCAGCCACCCCACAGCUGCCCUUUGUCAGCCCUGGGCAACCAGCCCUCCGCUUUCCCUGAGGGCCUGCACCUGGCCCUCUUGCCCCACCGCCUGCUGGGAGCCGCCGAGCAGAAGGCUGCUCCCGGGCUUGGAGCUGCCUUUCAGUGGACGCUGCUGCUUCAGCCUGGGACUGAAGUCUAUCAGUGGACAAACAGGCCGAGGUAGCCAAGCCAAGCCAAUGCAGGCUUCAGGUGGGGAAGGGACCACCCAGUUCAGGCCUCUUCCUUCGUCCAGCCCACCUGUGCUCCGUCCAGGUUGCCCGAGUGGGCAGGGCUGGGAAAUGGCACCGCCCCAGCUGUCACUGCGGCCAGGUUUAAGGUAGACUAAGAACCAGCUCAGGAGUGUGCCAGGUUCCCUGGGAAGGGGGCCCCUUCUGUGGUGUAGACACUCCCGCCGCGGCCCACUUUGGGCUCCCGCAGUGAAGGCACUGGACGCACUGAGCUCAGAGUCGGGCAGAGAUGCACGCAGUCCCAUCUCCCAGGACAGCUCGCGCCUCUUCCUGCCUCUGCACGGCCCCAACCUGCACUUCCUUGCCUUCUACGGGGUCGGAAUGCCGAAGUCCCGGUGGUCCCAGUCCACAAAGGCCUCCUCCACAAGGUAGGGGAUUUCACUCCCAGCCCCUGGAAGGCUGUCUCCAAGCUCUCUGGGCUCCUCGGCAAUAAAGCUCUUUACUUUCCAGUUCUGUCUGACGAAGAAAUCGGGGCCCAGCUGUGCAGGGCUGGGUGGCGAGCCUUUGCU